Messenger RNA from Cryphonectria parasitica EP155, 646 nucleotides. RefSeq lists its product as uncharacterized. Lineage: Eukaryota; Fungi; Ascomycota; Sordariomycetes; Diaporthales; Cryphonectriaceae. The record is from RefSeq and is a predicted model, not a curated record. The coding region runs from base 67 to 435 and encodes 122 amino acids. The transcript has 3 exons.
AUCCACCCUCAUAACAACAAAACUGCUACCAAAUCUUCUACUUCUUCAUCCAAACUAUCAUUCAAAAUGGGUUUCUUCGACUUCGGCAGUGCCAAGGAGCAGAGCGAUGCCUGGGAGAGCGGUGAGCCCCCCAAGCACGAGGCCUCCCUCCUGAACGAGUCUCUGGGUGCCGCCGCUGGCUUCGCUGCCAUGCGCGCCUACGAGAACAAGCAGCGUUCUGAGGGCAAGCCCGUCUCCCACGGUGUUGCCAAGGAGAUCCUCGCCGGUCUUGCUGCCGGUGAGGCCGAGCGCCUCAUCCAGACCAAGGGUGCCGACUUUGUCGACACCGAGAAGGCCAAGUGGGAGGCCAAGCGUCACGCCGAGAAGCUGUACGACUCUCAGUACGCUGACAAGGACGAGUGGCACCCUGACCACGACUCUCAGUUCAACUACUAAGCGAUCCACUCGAUCGCUGCGCCGAUGUAAGCCGAUGAGUGGAACAAAGAGAGAACAUCUUCCCACACGCCCAUCGCAGUGGCGCUGAUGAUGCGGACGCAAGUACUUGGAAGGAAAAUCGUUCCUGAGAUAUGGCGGAACCUCGAUAGCUAGCGCGGAGCACAUCAAAAGCAGGUAGAGAGAAUCCAAAAGAAAUGAUCUUUCCCCUGAU